Molecule: messenger RNA, 1035 nt
Organism: Paramacrobiotus metropolitanus
Lineage: Eukaryota; Metazoa; Tardigrada; Eutardigrada; Parachela; Macrobiotidae
Exons: 2
Coding region: 1-1035 (344 amino acids)
Biological process (GO): DNA integration; DNA recombination
Molecular function (GO): DNA binding
Source: RefSeq, a predicted model, not a curated record
AUGAUUGCUGCUCAGAAUAACUUUGCGUUAACCAUUAAGCACAUCAAUGGGACAGACAACGCAAUCGCUGACGCACUAUCACGCUUUCAGCUAACGGCAGCCCUGGACGCUACCAUCGCAUCAGUCCAGUUUCACCACAUCGCUGCCUCUACCAGGAAGACCUACCAAACCGGAUGGAGCCGCUUUGCGCAAUUUUGCAAAACCAUCGGCGAGCCUCCUAUACCAGCGACAGAGCAGACUAUUCUCCGCUUUAAUGCGCAACUCCACCUCGACGGCCUGGGAACAUCCACCACCAUCGUCUACCUUGCCGGGAUCGACAAUGCGCACUCCGAGGUAGGCAUCAGUCGCCCUUCAGCAACCGCAGCCAUCACGCGGGCGGUCAAUGGCUUGAAGCGGCUCAACAUGCCAGGUACAGAUCGGCGGUUGCCAAUAACGCUGGAUCUGAUGCGCUCCAUGAAAGACAAACUACACAACUCGCAUCUUCCGCAACAGGAACAGCUCCUCUACUGGAGUGCAUUCUGCGUUGCCUUCUUUGGCCUUUUCCGCGUCAGCGAGCUGGUAGCGAACGAGACCGGGAAGUGUUGCCCAGCCUCCACUCUCCGCUUCAGCGACGUUAUCCUUCACGAAAAUGCUCUAAUCAUCACCAUUCGCAGCUCAAAAACGGACCAAUUUCACCAUGGCUACCGCAUCACCCUGUCCGCCACCGGCCACUCAGUUUGCCCAGUGCGCUCCACAAAAGCCUACAUGGACGUCCGAAUUACCACCGGCAAAAAUGACCCGUUCUACAUUCUACCGAGCGGCAGUUACGUCACCCGACACUCCUUCGAAAGAGCCAUGAAGACCGGUCUAGCGGGAGUUCCCGACAUCGACAGAUACGGCACCCACAGCUUCCGCAUCGGCGGCUCAAGCGCCGCAGCGGCAAAUGGCACUUCCCAUCAGCGCUUACAGGAAGCGGGGCGAUGGCGAAGUAACUGCUACACCCGUUACGUACGAAACACGGUACCCAUCCGCGGCAUCCAGGCCUACCCUCUUUGA